Molecule: messenger RNA, 171 nt
Organism: Drosophila erecta
Lineage: Eukaryota; Metazoa; Arthropoda; Insecta; Diptera; Drosophilidae
Exons: 1
Coding region: 1-171 (56 amino acids)
Source: RefSeq, a predicted model, not a curated record
AUGCGAAACAACCAGGCAGACAACACCCAACGGCAAAAACUCGGCCUGGAGAGAAAGAGGCAGCGGCAGCGACGCGUCUGGGGGCUUACAGUUGUGGUCACAAGACUAGUGGCGCUGCUAAACUGGAGGCAAAAACUAACUGCAAUAGUGUUCAUACAAAUAUUUCGAUAA